ACAAGCAUGUUCAUAUGUUUGGGGAAUGUGUAGCUAAAGAAUCUGAUCUGGAGGCGGUCACUUCUCUAUUGGUUGCUUUUCACAGAUGUAUGAUUGGCUUGGAACAAACAGAUAAUCUUCCUCAGAAUAAUUGUCCUGUUGAUUAUGAUGGAUCUCAAAUUCCUCUGAUUGGUUUCCAGUUUGAGGCUUUGCCUGAGGAUCUUGAAGGAAAAUCUGGAUGGGCAGAUGCCGAGAUACAUCAUUUACUAACACUGAUAGUUUCUAACCUCAGGAGGCUCAACCAAUGCUCGUCUCUUGUUGUUUCAAAAAAUAGAAGGCCAAGAAGGGCAGCAAGAUUGUGGUUAAGAUAUGCUGGAGGUGCUGUUGGUCUUGCAGCUUGUUCAGGGUGGCUUCUAAGUCAUAGUAAGUUGAUGGGUAGUACGGAUCUUGAUCGUUGGCUUGAGGAAGGAAGAGGUUCCACAAUUGCAUUUUGGAAGGACCAUGUAGAGUCACCG
This is a messenger RNA of Cryptomeria japonica (Japanese cedar), 494 nucleotides long. RefSeq names its product protein DGS1, mitochondrial-like. Gene Ontology annotation, cellular component: mitochondrial outer membrane. The record is from RefSeq and is a predicted model, not a curated record. NCBI's taxonomy places the organism in Eukaryota, Viridiplantae, Streptophyta, Pinopsida, Cupressales, Cupressaceae.